GUAACACAAAAAAUGACUGUCAUGUGCUUAUGUUUGCCAUAACUCGGCCUCAUAUGUCGUAAAAGGCGUGUGAGUCAGCGGGGAAGCACAUGACGUUUGGCAGUUUGCCAAUGCAUUAGAUUGACCAAUCUACUGCGCCGUACUUUCCACAACAGCCAAUAGAAAGUUGCUUUCCUUCUGAGAAAAUACAACGCACAUGUCAUGUGAUGGUUAUUGCCGAUGGCGAUUUCCAAUAUGGCUCUGAUAAGACUGUUUCAGGGCCGAAAAACGUUCCGAAACAAUGGUAACAAAUGGAACCCAAAUGAUACAAACUCAAAGUGGAAAUGCCCAAAACUGGAAAGAAAUAAAAUUCGCCUGAUUAUCUUUGGUGACAAUGAUCGCCGUGGAAGACAACUCCUUUUUGACUCAAAUUCCAUUAAGAAAAUAGACGACACCACAUCUGGAGAUCAUGGGAAGUGUCAAGCCUCCAGACUGAUACUUCGUGCCCGCACCCAAGGCUGUGCUAAGCCUGGAAAAGGGGAAUCCGAGCCCACUAAACCUGGGGCUAAAUACCAGUAUUCCCGUCCAGGCUCUGAUGUCAAGAUGCUGGAGGAGAUGAUGUUUGGCUCAGUGGCCAUGUCAUUCAAGGGAUCUGCAAUGAAGGUUCAUUUUAUAAAAGCUCCUGCCCAGCUGAUGCUGACCAAAGUGUUCAUACCCGACAAGCCAAAAACUGACUCAGCAGGAGACCAGGAAUCAUUUGACACCUGUAGUUUAGCCAGCAGUACCGGUGAUAUCUCUGCUCCUAAGCACAUCUCUGGCUUAGACAAACCUGGUAUACAUGUUGCCCAGAGCGUGCCUAUGGACGUCCCCUCUCCCACCUACUUGGACUGGAUGGAUGAAGACAGUGGCCUGGCAUCAGCAUCCAUGACCUCUAGUGGCAGUUUCCAGACCUCUCUGCCUUCACCCAGUAACAACUCAUCAGGUUACAGCUCUAGUAGCUUUAACAGUUUACAUCGGCGCUGGAUGCGGAACCAGAGCACCUCCCUGGAGACGUACUGUCGUAAGCGGCCCUCAACCACAGAGCUGCUCAACUCAACAGAGGUGUCACCUGCCGAGAAACAGAGCAAGCUAGGAGUAGGCAUCAUGUUUGAUCUGUUUGAUGACAAAGAUCAGGAGAGUACAGAGUUGUUUCAGAAUUUUUUCUUUUCUCACAUCACCUUGUUUGAGGGUCACGUGGAGAAACUGAAGGCUGCCAUUGGACGAGGUUACUAUAACAGGAGGAACUUUGUGCAUAUCAUUAUGGAGGCGCUGGCCGUGUUUCGUAAGGAUAUCUAUGACUUGUAUACGGCUCCCCGGCUAUCAGAACCUGUCUGGCUGAACAUGAUGGCCUACAGUAACUACCGUUACGUCCUCUGUGAACAGUUCAUGAAGGAGCUCAUGACAGUUGUCGCCAAGUUCGACAAUAAGAACACAAAUUUCUUUGUGAGCACUCUGGUAACUGCAGUUCUGACUCACCAUUUAGCCUGGGUUCCCACGGUAACGCCUGCAGGUGGUACACCGUCCAAAACUUACUUAGACAAACAUUCAGCAAAAUGGCUGGACACACUUGCAAAAUCCCACCCAUAUAAUCCACUCUGGGCACAGUUAGGAGAUCUCUAUGGUGCUAUUGGUUUCCCAUUGCGGAUUGCACGGACGGUUGUCGUGGGGAAAAAGGCUGAUCUCGUCAACAAGUUUUUAUACGUACUGAGUUACUUCAUCCGAUGUAGUGAGGUACAUGAAAGUGGCAGUAAUGGACUCUUGACUGGAAGUUUAGAGGACCUUGUGCUAGAAGAGACCCCUAGUGAGGCAGACAAAGUCACACUAGGGGCCAUAACCCCCAUUGAGGAACUAGAGGGCCAUGGAUCAGUGAGGUUUUUUGGAGGAGACUGGGGUUCUUUGGUGUCCUCUGAAGGUUCAGUGGUGUCCAAUUUAGGGCGUCAAGUGUCAAGAGAGGCUGAUAUCAAGAGAACAGACUUCUGUCAGUGUCAGACCUCACAGAAAAACUUCCCAAAUCUAAACCCAGCAGCAGAGAAAAAGGGUCUAGAAAUGGAGAAAAUCUUGUCAGAGAAGGCUGAUGAAAAUCAAAACAGUUAUGAAUCUUGUGAGGAGCAAGCUGCUGCUUGUCCUAGCUCAGUGACAAAUGACACAGCCAGGCCUCGGUUAACCCGCGUAGCAUUAAGCAAAGACUGUGGUAAUGCUGAGAAAACACUUGAUAUUAAUGGGGAAGACCAGAUCUGUAAAAUGUUCAAUGUGGUAGUGGAAGAAAGGUCCAAACUGGAUGUGCGUCAUGUCAGAAGUGAAGCUGAGGCGUUUUCAUCACAUGUUAUCCCCACUGAUCUGGAUUGUGGUAAAUCAGGACCUGUUAUCUGUGAUAAAGGGAGAGAACUGUUGAGCGAUACUCUCAGUAUCUCAACCCCAACUAAGGGGAGGUCAGCUUUAUCAGAACAGCUAGCUGAGGAAGCUCCAUCUAAACAAGAGCCUCCCCUAAAUAGCAGCAAUGCAGAAAUCCAGUGCCGUAAUAGAGCCAAGGCACAGUUUUUGAAAGAAGGUAGCAACAGUAUGUUUGAUGAAUAUUUUGAAGAUGGCAGCGAGACGAAGACAAUUGAUGACAUCAGGAAAGAGGACAUUGUUACCACCAACCCCCUGUUCAGUCGCCUGUCUAGCUCAUCCAUAGGCAGGCUCGAGGACGACAAAGGCAUCAGCUCAGGACAGGUAUCACAGGAAGGGGAAAAUAAAGCAGUCGAGAAGACGUGUGAAUGUGAGGAUACGCAGAAUGAGAAAUGCCCAGCCACAAACCGCCCUCCAUUAUCCCGACAAGGCAGCAGUGUCAGUGAAAAACCUCCUGCAAUACGCCCUACCUCGUUAGCACCUGGCAGGUGUAGAUCAGUGACUCCCACAGAACUAGGCCGUCGCAGGCACCUGUCCUCCACCAGCAGUUUUGACAUGGAUAUGCAAGAUCCCCUUCUCAACUGUAAAGAAAUUCCUCUACUCAGGCAAAACAGUGAAACACUGUCAGUGAAGAUCAUCAAGGCAUUCGAGAGGAACUUUGGCCGAUCCCUGAUGGCAGGCUUUUCAGACCAUUAUCUGUCUGACUUUGUGUUACAUGGGACUUCAGACAACAACUUUCAUCACAAAUUGUUGGCUGAUCUGAAUCUAGCAAUCCAGCACCCUGUGUUAGAUGAACCUGUCACAGAGGCUGUGUGUGUCAUAGCUGACACUGAUACAUGGACUGUAGAGGUGAUGUCAAGCCACGCAAGCACAGACAGACUAACAGAUAAGUGGGUGGCGUCACAGCUUGUCUGUAACUUACUGGAGGCAGUGCACGAUCUCUGGAAACUCAAGAUGAGUCCGGAAUUUUGCCUGAUGCACCUUGAGGACCGUUUACAAGAAAUUUUCUUCAAGAGCCGCACGUUGAUGGAAUAUUUGCGAGGUAUUCAGAUGUCAAAAACAAAGUGUAACAAGAAAGACCUGGCUGCACUCUUGGGAUUAGACUCAAACAAUUCUAGUGACCUCCAGUUGCUGCUCUCAAUAGCUGGUACUCACUCACCCAUGGUGCCUGGACCAGGAAUGUAAGCUCUCAGUAAGACCUGUCUCAACUGGUAUCACACCUGAGGGAUCUCAAAGGCCUGUUUGCACGUGGACUCCAAGGAUUGGUGUUACACCUGAAGGAUUGUUCUCACUUGAGCUCCAAAAAGGAUUGGUGUUACACCAUCAUUCACACCUGAGCUCCAGGGACUGAUGUUACCUAUGAUGAAUGGUUCGCACUUGAACUUAAAAGAGGACUAUCACACCUGAGAGAUCAUUCCCACCUGAGCUUCAAGGAUUGGUGUCACACCUGAUGGAUCAUUCCCAAAUGAGCUCCAAGGAUUGGUGUCACACCGGAUAGAUCUUUCCCACCUGAGCACCAGGGACUGAUAUUACCUACGAGGAUUCGUUCACACCUGAGCUCCAAGCAGGACUAUUACACCUGAGAAAUCAUUCCCACCUGAGCCCCAGGGACUGAUGUCACUGAUGAGGGAUCGUUCCCACCCUAGCAUCAAGAAGUAUGAUGGAAUUGUUAUCAUGCCAUUUCAAAGCAAAACAGCUAUCACACCUGAGGGAUUGUUCCUACCUGAACUUCAUAAGAUUACUCCCACCAUAACUUCUAGAAGGAGUGGCAUCACAAGCUCCAAGCAGAAACUGGUGUCACACUUCAGACAUUUUGAUAUUGCUGAUAUUGCACAUGUGGGAGAAUUCUUACCAAACAGGACUGGUAUCACACAUGUGGUAGAAUUCCUACCAAACACCAAACAGGACUGGAAUCACACAUGUGGGAGAAUUCCUACCAAACACCAAACAGGACUGGAAUCAUACAUGUGGGAGAAUUCCUACCAAAUAACCAAACAGGACUGGAAUCACACAUGUGGGAGAAUUCCUUCCAAACACCAAACAGGACUGAAAUCACAUGUGGGAGAAUUCCUACCAAACAGAACUGGAAUCACACAUGUGGGAGAAUUCCUACCAAACACCAAACAGGACUGGUAUCACAAAUGUGGGAGAACAUGUAUCUGAAGACUUCAGCAUGUAUCUGAAGGCUUCAACUGUAAUUUCCAUUUAUUCUUACAUGUAUAUGAAGCUAAAUGGCAAUUCAUAUCAGAAUACUGCAAUAGCAUGUAGAUGUCCUGAAGGUAUUAAGAAAUAUACAUGUGUGUAUUUUGUGAUCAUUGAACAGGACCAAAUAUUUAGACAUAUAUUCUACAGGAAGCCUGUGAAAAGGAAUAUGAAAAUAAUUGUAGAUUGGACACUUGGCUGCAUUGGAAUUGGUACUGAUGGAAAUAUUUCAUAAAUAAUCAAUAUUAAUGAUUGUUCAAAAAUCCUGUACAAUCAGGUAAAUAUAGAAGAUAGGUGAAAGUUUACUAAACCCCUUCCUGUUGAUGAGGAAAUAAUGUAAUGAAGAAGACAGUGCGACUCUUUGUGUAAAAUGUAUUUUACUUCUUAGCAGGCGUUGUUAUACUAGAUUACGAUGAGAUUUUAUGAGGAACAGGCUCAAGCAAGUGUUUGUAUUGUUUUUGUAAUUUUUUGUUUGUGUGAUAAUGUUAGUGAUGUCUAUGAAGCCUAUAGCAUGGUGACAUUAUGGUGAAUUGUCUGUAUGUGUUGGUAUGUAUACUGGUGCUGUAGUGUAGCCACUGCCAAGUGCCAAGAAUUAGAAUUACUUUACAUUGGCCUUCCUUGAUGAUCCAACCAAAGAUGUCUCUUGCGGCCUGUAUUUUUUUAAUCUUCUGUCCUGAGUGUACAUGUAAAUGUUACUCAAGAAUGCUUAUGUAGAUGUUAUGUAGAGAGAAAAUUUACAAGAACUAAGACUUACAGUAGUCUUGUAUGUGAAUUUUGUGGUUUUAAAAUCUUUGUUGAAUCUCUUGUACUGGUCACUCAUCUCACCAAGUGGGAUGUUGACUCGAGUGUAGAGAGAUUGAUUUACAAGGAGGUCUUCUUCAGUGAUUUAAGUAUUACGUGCUGGUACACAAGUUGUUAUUUUCAUUGAAUGUUGUCCGUGUACGUCUGCAGGUUUCAUUUCAUUCAGAUGUUCACACAGAGCUGCAUUUUUGUUUUAUCUUUUGUGUAUGUGUAUUAUUAGGUGUGAAGUAUAUGCAUAUUGUGUUGUGAUUGAAAUAUGUUUCUUUAAUAAUGAAGUGCAAUAAGGAAUUCUCUGUCUUUUUAUAUUGGAAGAUAAGAGAUGCCUCAUAUCUAUGAUCUACUGACUGUAAAACUUCACGCUACCAUUGUGUACAUGUCUGAGUGAGAGAGGUGGGUGAGUGUGUAUAUGUCUUCGUCACGUUCGUCUACGACUGUACAAUUUGCAUGAUACUGUUACUAAAAGGUGGGGAUGCAACUCUUCAUUUUUACCCUAUACCAUCACCUCCAAAGAUGAGGGGAAAAGUUAAUGACUUUCAAAUACUUUCUUUGAAGUCCUCUUGAAAAUUUCAUGUUAAACUAUUUUAAGUGGUGUUUUUAUACACUUAUUGAAGUGUUGUGUGUUCUUAUGAAUUGUCAUCCAACAGUUUUAGUCAUUUAAUGUGUGCAACAUUACCUUUACUAAUCUUUUAGUAAUUAACACGUCAUUAAGAAGAAAUUGUAAAACUCUAUAGACCUACAUGAAACAUCUGUAUAUGUGAUGGGCUGAUGUGUACAUUUAUUUGGUAUGUUGAAACCUUCUUGAAGACGACAUGGCAACUUAGGGUCUAACGUAUACCUGUAUUUUUAUGUUUCUCUUGAAUGUUGGAAUGGGGUUGAUGUGCACUGAUACAAAAUGCACUUGUACAAGUUGAGAAAGUUUUCAUUUCAUCACAAUUGUGUGUGUGAGCUUUUAAGCAUAAUAUUUGCGUGAGAAAAUGUCUGUUAAGAGCAUUAAUAUCCAUAUUUGUGUACUUAAGAUAUCUCCCUAACAAUAAUUAACAUCUGAUGCUAUUCAGUGAAAAAUUGUGUUUUUGUAACUGUAUGAAACAAGUCAUAAUCUAAACAGUUCACUGUGAUAUUUUUAACUAAUAAAUAUGUACUACAUAAAGUUUGUGAUGUGAAACAUUACCAGGUAGAUGUUUACUGGUACUUAAACAUUGAGUUUUGACUGUCAUUGUUUGAAAUAAUAUGUAAAAGUAAAGCACCACAAUGCAAAAUGAAAGGUCUGUAUAUAUGCUCGUUCCUUUAGCUGCAAUACAUUGGUAAACUUAAUCUAUUAAUUGAUAUGAAUGUCCUGUCAAGCUCUUCUGUGUCUGAAGGGGAGUUUGGUGUAUUUAGCUGUGCCGUUUGUAACAAAGACAUCUGACUCAUGGUAUAAAUGUGUGUAUGUGGACUAUUGGCUUCAUUUGCAUACAUGAGAGAUUAUGAACAUUGAUUUAUGCUUGUACAUAAGCAGUGAUUAUUUAUACAACUCUUGACAUUAAAACUUUAACUCAGAUGUCUUGGAUGUAUGUUGUGUAAACUGUAUAGUUCAGCUGCAGAAGUAGACAAAGCAAGUUUGAUUCAUUUUGAUUAAGAUUUAACAUUCUACUAAAGAAUAAUUCACUUAUUCAACAUGAAUUAAGUCUAGGGAGCAGGAAACCUCUGUCCUGUACCAUACAAAUGACAAACUGUCAACCAUAAAGAAAUAGACAAUACAGUCCCGUGUUUAUAACUAGACGCCAAUCAAAUCAUUAAUAAUAGUCCCUUUAUAUCGUUAUUUUAUAUGUGUGAAAUUUAAGAUGAAAGUCAUAACGUAAUUCAUCAAUAUUUAAGGCUUAGAUUUUAAAAAACUAAUUAUGACAUCUGGAUUAUCUUGGAACUUUUAAUCUUU
Messenger RNA from Liolophura sinensis, 7321 nucleotides. RefSeq names its product folliculin-interacting protein 2-like. Bases 220 to 3591 code for a protein of 1123 amino acids. Gene Ontology annotation, cellular component: cytoplasm. The transcript is spliced from 20 exons. The record is from RefSeq and is a predicted model, not a curated record. NCBI's taxonomy places the organism in Eukaryota, Metazoa, Mollusca, Polyplacophora, Chitonida, Chitonidae. Gene Ontology annotation, molecular function: ATPase inhibitor activity; protein-folding chaperone binding.